CCACAGCCAAUGGCCACUUCUCCGGAGACCCAAACUCCCCUCCUCGACGACGUCAUCCACGGCUCCGUCGACCACUCCGGCCACCCAGUCCGCCGAUCCACCUCCGGCGGUUGGCGUUCCGCGUCCUUCAUAAUAUGGGUGGAGGUCGCCGAGAGAGUUGCCUACUAUGGAAUCAGCUCCAACCUCAUUUCCUUCCUCACCGGGCCGAUGGGACACUCCACGGCCUCCGCGGCCAAGAACAUCAACAUAUGGUCCGGAACGGCGUCGUUGCUUCCUCUACUCGGCGCCUUCGUCGCUGAUUCUCUUCUCGGUCGCUACCGCACCAUCGUUGCCGCUUCUCUCCUCUACAUCUCGGGUCUUGGCUUGUUGACUGUAUCAGCUGUGCUCCCUUCUUCUCAGCUUCAAGUAUCAUUGUUCUUUUUCUCUCUAUAUUUAGUAGCAAUUGGGCAAGGUGGACACAAACCUUGUGUUCAAGCUUUUGGGGCAGAUCAGUUUGAUAGACACGAUCCAGAGGAGAGCCAAGCGAAAAGCUCAUUCUUCAAUUGGUGGUAUUUUGGUAUAUGUGCAGGCCCCUUACUUACGCUUACAGUAUUAGACUACAUACAAGAUAAUCUUAGUUGGGGCCUGGGUUUUGGUCUUCCUUGCAUUGUCAUGGUCCUUGCACUGCUUAUUUUCCUUGGUGGGACUAGAACAUACCGGUACAGUAUUAAAUCGGAUGAGGAAAGCCCAUUUGUGAGAAUAGGCAAGGUGUUUACUACAGCAUUAAGGAAUCGGAGAACAAGUCCUUUAGCAAUAGCUUCGGAAGAGGAUUCUCGUGGAAUGUUGCCUCACAGAAGUUCUGAACAAUUCAAAUUCCUCAACAAAGCCUUGUUUCCACCAGACAAAUUGAAGGAAAAUGAGAAGGUCUAUACCAUCACUGAGGUUGAGGAAGCAAAAGCCGUUCUCAGGUUGUUUCCGAUUUGGGUUACAUGCUUGGUAUAUGCUAUUGUGUUUGCACAGUUCUCGACUUUCUUCACUAAGCAAGGUGCCACCAUGGACCGAACAUUUGUGCCAGGUUUUGACAUACCAGCUGCUGCACUUCAAUCUUUUAUAAGCCUUGUCAUUAUUGUAUUCAUUCCAAUUUAUGAUCGUAUUUUUGUCCCAAUAGCGAGAUCAUUCACCAGAGAACCCUCUGGUAUUACAAUGCUACAACGAAUAGGAACUGGGAUGUUUAUAUCUACUAUUUCCAUGGUAGUUGCAGCUUUAGUUGAGAUGCAAAGGCUCCAAACUGCCAAAGAUUAUAAUCUGGUUGAUAAGCCAAGUGUUACAGUUCCAAUGAGUGUUUGGUGGCUACUUCCCCAAUAUUUGUUAACCGGACUGGCUGAUGUUUUUACCAUGGUUGGUCUGCAGGAGUUCUUCUACGAUCAGGUACCAAGAGAAUUAAAAAGUGUAGGACUAGCAUUUUACCUCAGUAUAUUUGGUGUGGGAAGCUUUCUGAGCAGCUUUCUUAUCUCUGUUAUUGAUGAAGCCAGCAAUUGGGCAGGCCAUACUAGCUGGUUUUCCAGUAACCUUAAUCGUGCGCAUCUUGAUUACUUUUAUUGGUUACUUGCCAUACUCAGUGCAGUACAAUUGAGCAUCUACAUGUGUAUUGCUAAAUCUUACGUCUACAAUAGAGGUAGCACAGUAUAAAAUGUAUUAUUAUGAGCAGAUACAGUGUGCCAGUCAGCCAAUGUCGCUAUGUUCAUUAUAGUCAAUAAAAAGGUGAAGCUCUAAAUCAAAUGUAAUUUUCCAUUUUGUUCAUGAAGUCUAGUGAUAAAUGAUAGAGGGUACAUGACUAUAUGAUCUGUGUUAUUAUUCUGUUGUAUAUUAAAUUUGUUUUUCAAU
Messenger RNA from Argentina anserina (silverweed cinquefoil), 1863 nucleotides. RefSeq names its product protein NRT1/ PTR FAMILY 5.10-like. The record is from RefSeq and is a predicted model, not a curated record. Gene Ontology annotation, cellular component: membrane. The coding region runs from base 10 to 1668 and encodes 552 amino acids. Gene Ontology annotation, molecular function: dipeptide transmembrane transporter activity; tripeptide transmembrane transporter activity. Lineage: Eukaryota; Viridiplantae; Streptophyta; Magnoliopsida; Rosales; Rosaceae. The transcript has 4 exons. Gene Ontology annotation, biological process: dipeptide transport; transmembrane transport.